This is a messenger RNA of Nycticebus coucang (slow loris), 1325 nucleotides long. RefSeq names its product ATP synthase mitochondrial F1 complex assembly factor 2 (gene ATPAF2). Gene Ontology annotation, cellular component: mitochondrion. Bases 180 to 1049 code for a protein of 289 amino acids. Gene Ontology annotation, biological process: mitochondrial proton-transporting ATP synthase complex assembly. The transcript has 8 exons. The record is from RefSeq and is a predicted model, not a curated record. NCBI's taxonomy places the organism in Eukaryota, Metazoa, Chordata, Mammalia, Primates, Lorisidae.
CGGCGACGGCGCGCUGCUGGAGUCAUGAGGAAGAUGGCGGCGUCCAGGGGAGGCUGAGGAUUAUGGGGCGAUAGUGACAGGUUUCCGUACAGCCCGAACGUGUGGCUUGGCGGUCCUUUCGCUCUGUAUUUCCUGCUCCCAGAUUUCGCGCCACGCGUCUUCUCAGACUCUCGUGCGCGAUGUGGAGGAGCUGCCUCAAAUUGCGGGACCCAGGACGCCGGCUUCUGUACCGGCCCGCAGGUGGCCCUACAGCGUUCGUGGGGCUGGGGCCAACCCUCCCGGCCCUGGCCCGGGCUUACGCCCCCCCGACAGAAAGGAAGAGGUUUUAUCAGAAUGUCAGCAUCACACAGGGUGAAGGUGGCUUUGAGAUAAACCUGGACCACAGGAAGCUGAAAACUCCCCAAGCCAAGCUCUUUACCGUUCCCAGUGAGGCCCUGGCCAUCGCAGUGGCCACUGAGUGGGACUCCCAGCAGGAUACCAUCAAGUACUACACCAUGCACCUGACCACACUGUGCAACACAUCCUUGGACAACCCAACCCAGAGAAACAAGGAUCAGCUGAUCUGGGCGGCUAUGAAGUUUCUGGACACAGAUACCAUCUGCUACAGGGUGGAAGAGCCAGAGACAUUAGUGGAACUUCAAAAGAAUGAGUGGGAUCCGAUCAUAGAAUGGGCUGAGAAAAGAUAUGGUGUGGUAAUCGGCUCCUCCACUAGCAUAAUGGGACCUAGCAUCCCUGCCAAGACUCGAGAGGUGUUUGUCAGCCAUCUGGCAUCUUACAACAUGUGGGCCCUACAAGGGAUCGAGUUUAUGGUGACCCAGCUCAAGUCCAUGGUGCUGACCUUGGGCCUGAUUGACCGGCACUUGACAGUGGAGCAGGCUGUGCUGCUGUCACGUCUAGAGGAGGAGUACCAGAUCCAGAAGUGGGGCAACAUUGAGUGGGCCCAUGACUACGAGCUGCAGGAGCUGAGAGCCCGAACCGCCGCCGGCACCCUCUUUGUGCAUCUCUGCUCUGAGAGCACUACGGUCAAGCACAAGCUUCUGCAGGAGUGAGGCCUAGGCAGCACCUGCCUGCAGGACAGAGGCUUUACCCCCAUAGUGCCUCCUACCUGGGGGGCGGGCCUGUGAGGCUCCUCACUGUGGGGCUCUUCUGACCUACAGAGCUCUCUGGCAUUUGGGGCUCAGGCUCACUCAGCAUCACCCUGCCCAGAGGUCAACCUGAUUCUAAGCCAGGUGCCCUGGCCUGGCCAGCAGUGAGUGAAGGUGAUGAGUUGUACAAGUGACUUUCUCUUGACCCUGAUUUUAUUAAAUAUUUCUCCACCCUGAAAA